Messenger RNA from Oncorhynchus kisutch (coho salmon), 1583 nucleotides. RefSeq lists its product as uncharacterized. The record is from RefSeq and is a predicted model, not a curated record. The transcript has a single exon. Lineage: Eukaryota; Metazoa; Chordata; Actinopteri; Salmoniformes; Salmonidae. Bases 774 to 1508 code for a protein of 244 amino acids.
CAUAUGAAAAAAAUCCAGGGACUAGAUUGUAUUUAGAAGCAAUCUUGAUUCAUUAGGCCAUAUUCUUUAUUUGUUUAUUUGGAAAUGAAGACCAUAAAAAUAGUCAAAUAUUUUAAGAUAAGAGUUAUAGUCAUGAAACAACAAAUAAAUGGUGAACUAAGCAGAAGAAGCAGGAGAGAAAGAGAAAGUCAUCAUUAUGUUUAAACGAGAGAGAAAUCUCUGAAACAAAUUGGAUUCCCUGGCAAUGUGAAUGAAUAUGCAAGAGAGGCCAGCCCUGCUCCUGUGAACUGUUAUCCCACUAAAGUUAACAUGUCUAGACACGUCAUUAUUCAAUAGAGCAGGUCAUUGGAAGUGAAAUUAAAAUAGCUUGAAAUGAAUCGAGGUACCGUAUAAAAACUGCUCCUGGUGCUAACCUGAUCUCUCUUUGUAAAAUAUAUUUUCAUUUUCAUUUUUCAUUCUCUCUUUCUCGACAGUAGCGGCACACACUUAACUCACAACAUUGAAUAUUUCAGCACCCGAACAAUGAAUGGCAAGGUUGUUUUGAUGACCAAAUGUAAUACUCUUUCCACUUCUCCCUGCAGGUUUGGACAGCACAUAGGGCAACUAUUUAUUGCACUAAUGUCAAUGCAGGUGUUGUUGGAAAACAGGAUAAUUCAAGGUGUUCAGUUCAAAGAUAAUAUUUGUUGAUUUUCCCAUUUGGAUCUAACAGUGCUUCCCUCUUGUAGUCGGAUCAAAAAAACAUAUUGUUUUCUUUGGUUCCAAAUGAUCGCUUCAUGCCUUUAGGAAAAUCCACAAAGACAAUAUCCAGGGUGACCAUGGACACUGUGACCAUGCAGGUAGCACCAGGAGUAGCAAGCCAUGAAGACCCAGCAGGGAAUACAAAGCCUGUGAAGGCCAUCUACUACUCAAAAGCCAAGGGUGAAGAACCAGAGAGUGGAAAGAAUAGGAGUGGACCCGGCUCUGUAACAGUCAAAGGCUCCAAUGGAACCAAAGAGGACCCAUCUGUCACAACCAGUACAAGACCACUUGUCAACACAAAAUACAUGGUUGUACAUAAACCAGGUGAUAGAAUAACCUUGCCCAGGAAGCCAUACAUUGGAGACUCUAUCCGUUGUAAUGGUACAAGUGUAAGUCAGGGUGGGAGCAGAGUGGGUCACAGUCUUCUGAAAAGGCCUUCAAGCAGAAACCCAUUGGUGGGGCCAAAGGUCACGGAUGCCUUAAAAACUGACGCUAAAACAGAAAAUCCCAUUGUUGGGGACUGGACUAUAGUUAUAACUGUGAAAAACACUAAGCUGAAGACAUGUCCUCUUGGAGAAAAAGAUAGAACUUCGACAAAGACAUAUCCUGUUGGAAUCCUUCCUGAAAAUGCCACUCCGAGUUCUGGUUCUGAACAACCAAAAGUGAUUCCCGGCUUAAAGGACCUACCUGAUAGAAAAAUGGGUACAGAGACUGAAACAAAUGAGCCAGGGCAAGGGACUGAUGGCUUGGAGAGAUGGCUUGGAAAAUGAGGACAGUGCCCUAAAAGUGUCUGAAACAAGACAUUAAAAAAUAGCAUACUCAGAUGUUUUAUUUUAUUUUACCUU